Pollicipes pollicipes is the source of this 1852-nucleotide messenger RNA. Its product is annotated as RIB43A-like with coiled-coils protein 2. The coding region runs from base 303 to 1433 and encodes 376 amino acids. Lineage: Eukaryota; Metazoa; Arthropoda; Thecostraca; Pollicipedomorpha; Pollicipedidae. The transcript has 3 exons. The record is from RefSeq and is a predicted model, not a curated record.
UACAUCCGUCGCCUUAAUUUCCACCACUGCCGGCGGCCUGCCACUGACGUGGUUGUCAUGACAACGCGAUAUCAAUAAUGCCAAGCUCACGAUCGUGGUACCUUUAACUGCUUGGAUGGAACCAGAUGGAAUAGAGGCAGAAUAAUAGCCGCAAGCCGUACUUGUUUGGCUGCGCUUGGAGCCGCGGCAAAUGUAGUAAACUGAAAUUGUUGCUGCGCCUCGAACGAUCGAAGAAAACGAGUUCGUGAUUUGGUUUGAAAUACAGGUGUGUUGCAGACGCAAGGCGCUCCUGUCCUUCAGUGAUGGUGUACGGGAGCUACCUCGCUCCGGAAUACCGCGACUUUGCGACCAUCGAACGCAGAAAGCGUUCCGAAGAUUUGCGAAAAAAUGCGAUCUUUGACUCAAAAAAGCGCACAAUUGGCUUGGAUUUGCCGGGAAUAAAUCGGCAAGUCCAGUUGAAAAAAGAGCAACGCGAGCGCGACAAGCAGCGAGACGAAGCGUUUGAAAGAGCGGUGCUAAAGGCCGAUUAUCUGGCUCAGUUGAAAGAGCGUGACGAGUGCCGCUUGAAAAGAGCUUUGAAUGUUGAACAGAAUAUUUUCCGAUCGGAAUACCAACGCCCAGAGCAGGAACGAGAGUUCGACCUGAACGACCCGAAAUAUGUAUACAAAUUUAACAAUUUCGAAAAAACCACCGGCCCGCCAGACGGACCAUUCGCUCUGGGUAAGGAUGAGAGGCCAAUGAAGAUCGCCCACAAGAAGGCUGAGAUGGAGUGGGAGAAGCAACUGCGCGCGCAGCUGUCUGAGAACAAAGCUUCCAAAAGUCAGCAGGAGGUGGCGGACGGCGUCGAAGUGAGGCGCCAGCGAGAGCUGAACGCCAAAACUAUUGCGGCUGAGAAGGCGGAGGAUGAGUGCAGGAAGGCAGUGCGAAAGAUGACGUCGGAGAUCAACCAGGCGCUGGCGGUGGAGCAGAAGCAGACGGAGGCGGCGCAGCGGCAGGACGAGGCCGAGGACAACAUGGCGGAGAUCCGCAACACGCUCUAUGGUGACUUCCUCACCGAGACGCCGUAUGUUGGCAUCUCGUCGCUGGGCUCGCGACGCGUGCAGGUGGACCGCUACAAGGGGCUGCUGCCGGAGGAGCGCGCCCGGCUCAAGCUAGAGCAGCACCGCCAGAUGGAGGAGGACCGCCGGCGCCAUCAGCUGCAGCAGCAGGAGCAGCAGCGCUGGGAAGAGAAGGUGCUGGCCCAGGCGCGGCUGGGCAUGCUCAAAGACCGCCAGCAGGGCCGCGCCGAGCGACAGAUUCGAGAACAGAUGGCGAAGGAGAACAGGCUGCUCGCGCUGGAGCAGGAGAAAAAGAGGCAGAUGUUUGAUAAACAUGUGUACACCAACGUGCCAUCCGAGGCCUACUUCAGUCAGUUUAACACGAGCACGCGCUAAGCUUUGGUGGCGAUGCUCAGCGCACCUUUAGCUCGGCUCGAUGACGUGGGGAUUAAUCGGUUUGUCGAAAUAUUGCAGUCAUAUUGCCAUACAAGUGGACGAUCUUGGAUCGCAGUGCACGGGUGAGAAACAUUUUAUGUGAAAGGAAUUAGUGCCGAGCCUGUCUAGUGCUGUCUUACCUUGGCUGUUUUACGCUAAUGUGCACGUCGAAUGACUGGAGAAAAGUGAUUCGUGGGGUUGAAAACGUGCACAGAGUGCAGCUCGUCGUCAGUCGGCGCGACGCAAAGAAGUUGUCAUUUGCGAAUGUUUAGUUUCAUCGUCCAUUUUGUCCAUGGAAACAUCGCGCUUGACUCUGGCGAGUUACGACAGGCUUGGCCGUUUCUACCAUUAGACGAGCAAAAUAUUUUACCGUGAUAUGA